Molecule: messenger RNA, 1470 nt
Organism: Brassica oleracea var. oleracea
Lineage: Eukaryota; Viridiplantae; Streptophyta; Magnoliopsida; Brassicales; Brassicaceae
Exons: 4
Coding region: 134-1186 (350 amino acids)
Source: RefSeq, a predicted model, not a curated record
UCAAGUAAAAGAGAGAGAAGAAAAAAAAGAACCAACCUUUUUCGCCUUUCUUUCUUCUUGGCGAGUCUUCGACCUUGGUCGGAAAACAAAAAAAUCUCAUAAUCGCUUCUCCGCAACCGCAUUAUCGGCUCUAAUGGGCGACUCCGAGACCUUAGCGGCGUUGAAGAGAGCCUACGCGGAUACGAUACUCAACACGACGAAGGAGGCGGCGGCGCGUGUGUUGUCUUCUGAGAAGAAGACGCGCAUGUAUCAGCAAGAGAUUGUGACGGUUAAAGACGAAGCUAUUACUACGCUGCUUAGGCUUAAACAGAUGUAUGAUUCAAAGGUGAAGGAGACAGAAGAGAUGUCCUUGAAGCAGCAACAAAAGGUUGAGGAACUUGAAGCUCAGCUUGGAGAAGCUGAAGAUAUUGUAGGGGAGCUGAGGAUGGAACUUCGAGCACUUCAUGAUGAGCUCAACAAAGUUACCAAUGGUAACACAUCAUAUCUUAAAGGUGACCAGGAAGUCUCUUGUCGAAAAGCAAGUGAUGCAGCAGUUUCUAGCAGUCAUGAGCGAUCAGGAGCUGUCCCAGUUGAACAAAGUGGUUCGGUGGUGGCUUACGGGAUCACAAACCAAUCUUUGGCUCGCAUAAAUAGUAUCAAACGGUGUUCUUCUAAAGAUAGCAUGGAUCGAUGUCACCACACUCUUCCGUCUAUAUUGACAAAGCGCAGGGAGGUUGAAGGAUGUACACAGAUGAUUCACGCAGUAGAUAAGAAGAAUAUGGCCAAUGGAGAUGGAAAAGACCCAAUGGUGUCUCAAAACACAUCUCCGAAGGAACAUGAACAGAACAGAAGGACUGUGAUUAGCGCAACAGAGGCAAGGAAGGAAGAAAAAGAGAUUUUGGCAUCUUCUAUGUGUGAAGAAACUCCAGUUUUGGCUGCUGCUAGUAAGAACCGGUGUAUCAAGUACACAUUCAAGAGGAAGAGAAAGAAGGAGGCUUCAAGCAAUCUUGAAGGAGAUUCAUCCUUUGAGGAGAGCAGAAACGUGAAACAGAAGACUGGGGAGAAAGACGAUGGUUAUUUGGAAUCUCUGAAGCCUAGCUUCACCGGUGAAUCAUCUAGGGAUAGUCUCUGCGUAGCACAGGUGGCUCGGCAGCUUGUACCAUUCUCGAAGAAGAAUAGUUUUGCAGCAGAACUAGUCAACCAGUAGGAUGAUUCAAGUGCAGUAUAUCUGAUCUGUCCAUGGUUGAUCAAAAGAAUGCCAGCUUUAGCGUUACUAGUAAAGUAUUAUUGCUCUAAUAUAUAUAUAAAAUGUUACUUUUGAUUGUGAGUCAAAUUAAAGUUUUAUGUGAUAACUGAUAAGGAUAGAUGGGAAGUCUGAAUUCUUACGCCUGGAUUGGUCAAAGAGGUAUCAUUGUAUGAUAUCUCAAAACCAUUUUUAUGUUUUACUUAUACGUGAAUAAUAAUAUCUAACGAAGAAGUCUUUAUCCCUCA